AUGGCGUUUGCUGGGACAAAUAUCAGAUUGUCCCAGCCGGAUAUCACGCAGAAACUAACGGAGCGCAUAGACGACCUGAAGCAAAAGAUUGCUGCUUGGGGGAAGCGGAUUCGCCGAUUUACCGAGAGGUCAAGGCGGUUCAACCAGAAUCGUCUCUUCCAGAGUGAUCAGAAGAGGCUCUACAAAUCAUUGGAGCGACCAGAGGUAUGUGGAGCGGGCCCAGGACCGGACCAGGCUAACACUGUCGCAUUUUGGCGUGGCCUGUGGUCAGAGCCCGUAAACCACAGCGAGGGCCCUUGGACGGAAGUUGUGGCGAGUCAGUGUGCGAGUAUUACGCCCAUGGACCCCGUCAUCAUAACGCCGGAUGACGUAGCUGAGGCGGUCCGUAGAGCCCCGAACUGGAAAAGUCCGGGACUCGACGGACUGCAUCACUACUGGCUGAAGGGGUUCAUGGUGUGUCACGCUGUGCUCGCCCGUCAGUUUCAAGAGGCUCUCAACCAGAAGUCGCUCCCUAGCCUCUUCACUACUGGGAUCACUCAUUUGGUUCCUAAAGACCAGCUAAACCAGACAGUGUAG
Messenger RNA from Parnassius apollo (apollo), 576 nucleotides. The record is from the annotation of a GenBank genome assembly. Lineage: Eukaryota; Metazoa; Arthropoda; Insecta; Lepidoptera; Papilionidae.